AUGGUGGCGCCUCUUGCUCGUAGAGUCUUUUCUCUCGCUUUUAUAAUUAUAUUAUUUAGAGCUCUGGCAGAUGACACCGCUCCUGAUUCCGUGGAGGAUCUGGUUGCGGGCGUGCCUGGUGGACAUCCGUCAGAGCUCGAAGAGGUUCUAAUGGACUUACAGCAACCAGAGCAGCCGCGUGGGCCCUCCUCUGGCACCAAAGCAAAGGAAGCAAAGGAUAAAUCUAAUGCUCACGUGUCUUCAGUCAACCAUCCGAACAAAAAGCUUACUCAAAACUCCUGGCUCACCAGUCUCCUAGGCAAGAAUAAGCAAAAGAAAAGCGAGUGCCAACGUUUGGUGGAAGCAGGAGAAAUACCACAAUCCAUUCAUUCACCCCUGAAGGCAUAUGGAUACCCGUCAUUUGAUACGGAAACCAAGAAACUAACCGUGGCAGCAGGGUUACCCCUUUCGAAGAUCAACGACUUCCCCGUGCCCAUAAAAGUCGGGUCUUUAGACUACAUCAUACAGGGCCGCGCUGCGAAGGUAUUGCUUUUUCUGUAUUGCUAUUCACAAUACAAUAUCGUGGGAUCUGUGCUGAAUCCCGACGGCCACUGGGACAAGACUCCCCAGUCGGUCCACCCGGUGUACCUACAAGUGUCGAAUGUGGGCCCUGACCCUCAUGGUUCAGUCAAGGCGAUUCUGCUACGCAGUGGUGUGCAGCAAAUUCUUAAAAGAGUUAGCCCUAUGGAAGUCAUGUUUUCUACCCUUCAGGGAGCACUUGAUGCGUCGCCCACACUCUGGAAUGGUGUGCGGCACGUGUAUGGAGUAACGAUGCGAGAGUGGGGCUGGCUCCAGCAAAGCAGCGAGGUGGCUAGCUUGUUAGGCAUCUCUCAGAGUGAAGCGGAGAGCAUCGUGGAGGACCUGCAAUCCCCAAGCACAGCGCAUUCUGGCGCCAAGCGCAUUUGGCAUCUGUUGAAUCAAACGAGGCACCAGAAAAGAGAUUCCGGUUGGAGUGACCCCAAGACAGUGUGCUUCGGAAAACCGAUUACGGUGACCAUCACCAUGUAUCCUAAGCCAUGUCACAAUAACAGGGCCACCCUCGCGCUAAGCAGCAGUACCGUGUCGGUCAAGGAGGCUUUUGAAGGAUUCGCCGAACUGCUAGUUAUGUUGGGGGGCAUUGACAAGUUGUACAAAGUGCCCGAUAGCUUCGUGACUUCGGCGAAGUAG
Cyclospora cayetanensis is the source of this 1206-nucleotide messenger RNA. RefSeq lists its product as uncharacterized. NCBI's taxonomy places the organism in Eukaryota, Apicomplexa, Conoidasida, Eucoccidiorida, Eimeriidae. The coding region runs from base 1 to 1206 and encodes 401 amino acids. The transcript has a single exon. The record is from RefSeq and is a predicted model, not a curated record.